Molecule: messenger RNA, 5045 nt
Organism: Raphanus sativus (radish)
Lineage: Eukaryota; Viridiplantae; Streptophyta; Magnoliopsida; Brassicales; Brassicaceae
Product: potassium transporter 4
Exons: 9
Coding region: 136-2478 (780 amino acids)
Biological process (GO): cell tip growth; potassium ion transmembrane transport
Cellular component (GO): membrane
Molecular function (GO): potassium ion transmembrane transporter activity
Source: RefSeq, a predicted model, not a curated record
AACUGUUCAGAAGUUGAUAAGAUUAUACUACUAGAGAGAGAGAGAGACAAAAAGUCAUCGGGUCUCUAAAUAGAUUCUCGCUGGAGAUAAGGGUAGCAAGGAGAAGAGAUCGAACCUGAUUCUCUCUCUGAGGCGAUGAUGGCCUAUUCUGGAGUCACUCAUCCUUCUCAGCUUCAGCUAUCGUGGGGGAGGAAUUUGAUAUUGGCGUACCAGAGCAUUGGUGUUGUCUACGGUGACCUCUCUACAUCUCCUCUCUAUGUGUUUCCUAACACAUUUAUCGGCAAGCUGCAGCAGCACAAGGACGAGGAAGCCGUAUUUGGUGCCUUCUCUCUGAUUUUCUGGACCCUCACGCUCAUUCCCCUUCUCAAGUACCUUCUUGUACUACUCAAUGCCCAUGACAAUGGACAAGGCGGAAUAUUUGCUCUCUAUUCGCUGCUUUGUAGGCAUGCUAAGCUUAGCUUACUUCCUAACCAGCAAGCUGCUGACGAAGAGCUCUCAGCUUACAAGUCUGAUCCCUCCACUGAUUCCUCCCCCUUUAAAACAAUCUUUGAGAAGCACAAAAGGCUCAGGACUGUCUUACUCCUUCUUGUCCUUUCUACUGCUGCUUCUCUCGUCAUAGGUAACGGGGUUUUGUCUCCAGCUAUAUCAGUUCUGUCUUCCAUGUCAGGUUUGCAAGCUACAGAGAAGAAAUGGACUGACGGCCAACUUCUGCUUCUUACCUGUGUCAUACUAGUUGGAUUGUUUGCUUUCCAACACUCUGGUACUCACAGGGUGGCUUUUAUGUUUUCACCCAUUGUCAUCAUCUGGCUUAUUUCUAUCCUCUCCCUCGGUUUUUACAACAUCAUACACUGGAAUCCCAAGAUCAUCUAUGCAAUUUCCCCGCUUUAUAUCAUCAAGUUUUUCAGAGUGACUGGUCAAGAUGGCUGGAUUUCUCUUGGAGGGAUUCUUCUUUCUGUAACUGGUACUGAAGCUAUGUUUUCAAAUCUUGGCCAUUUCACCUCUGUCUCAAUCAGACUUGCUUUCGCUUUCCUUGUGUACCCAUGUCUGGUUGUACAAUACAUGGGCCAGGCAGCUUUCUUAUCAAAGAACCUCGGGUCUAUUCCCAACAGUUUUUACAGUUCAGUCCCAGAUCCUGUGUUCUGGCCUGUAUUUGUUAUUGCUGCACUUGCAGCCAUUGUUGGCAGUCAGGCUGCGAUAACCUCCACAUUUUCAAUAAUCAAACAAUGCCAUGCUCUUGGAUGCUUCCCACGCGUCAAAUUAGUCCAUACUUCAAAACAUGGACACAUGUAUAUCCCGGAGAUCAACUGGAUCCUCAUGAUCCUGACUCUUGCAGUAACUAUAGGCUUCCGGGACACAAUUUUGAUUGGAAAUGCCUACGGACUCGCCUUCAUGAUAGUAAUGUUCAUCACAACGUUUCUCAUGGCUCUUGUCAUAGUCGUGGUAUGGGAGAAGAGUUGUUUUCUGGGGGCUUUGUUCCUUGGAAGUCUAUGGAUAGUCGAAGGUGCCUAUCUCUCAGCGGCGCUCAUGAAACUUCCACAGGGUGGUUGGGUGCCUUUGGUGCUGGCUUGCAUAUCAAUGACCGCUAUGUAUGUGUGGCACUAUGGUACUCGAAGGAAAUACAGCUUUGAUCUCCAUAACAAAGUUUCACUGAAGUGGUUGCUGGGACUAGGACCUAGUCUUGGGAUUGUCCGUGUGCCCGGAAUAGGACUUGUAUACUCAGAACUUGCAACAGGAGUUCCUGCAAUUUUCUCACACUUUGUGACCAACAUCCCGGCAUUCCAUAAAGUUGUGGUGUUUGUUUGUGUGAAAUCAGUGCCAGUGCCUCAUGUAUAUCCUGAAGAACGCUUCCUCGUUGGGCGUGUAUGCCCAAAGCCUUAUCGUAUGUACAGGUGCAUAGUGAGGUAUGGGUACAAAGACAUUCAACGGGAGGACGGGGACUUUGAGAAUCAGUUGAUACAGAGCAUAGCGGAGUUCAUCCAGAUGGAAGCAGGGGAACUCCAAUCUUCGGCAUCUGAGUCCCACCAAUCAUAUGAUGGGAGAAUGGCGGUGUUAAGUAGCGACAAGAGUCUGUCAAACUCAAUCCUGACGGUUUCAGAAGUAGAGGAGAAUGAUGAGACGGGGAGACAAAGCAGCAAAUCGAUGACCUUGCAGAGUUUGAGGUCAGUGUACGAGGAAGAGUAUCAGGAGGGGCAAGUGAGGAGAAGGAGGGUGAAGUUUGGGUUAACGGAGGCAAGUAGUCGUGGGAUGGAGGCGUCUGUGAGGGAAGAGCUAAUGGAUUUGAUAGGGGCGAAAGAGGCAGGGGUUGCAUAUGUAAUGGGACAUUCGUAUGUGAAAGCAAGGAAAUCAUCGACGUGGGUGAAGAAGAUGAUAAUAGAUAUAGGGUACUCGUUUCUGAGGAAGAACUGCAGAGGGCCAGCGGUAGCACUCAACAUACCUCACAUUAGCCUCGUUGAAGUUGGCAUGGUUUACUAUGUUUGAUGAGCCAAAAAAGAAGAAGAAGAAGAAGAAGAUCCUAUUAUGUGUCCUAGUGUAGCAUCUUCACCGAUGAUGCAACAUGGUGGGUGUAUGCUUAUUGUUGUUAUAUGUAUACUCCUUAUUAUGGGUCACACACACACCGCACUAUUUGUAUUUGUAUUUUGUUAUGAAUAUUGUGUGAUGUCUAUUAUGGAAUGUUCUAGAUUUACUUGUUCCCUACUCCAAGUUACUUGUUCCCUACUCCAAGUUAUUAGACUUUGUCUCCAAGCUAUGUAAUCCUAUAUAAGGAACUCAUUACUCAUGGAAUAAUAACAAUUCAUUCCUCUCUAAGUCAUACGACUCUCUCUCUCUCUCUCUUUAGUUCGAUCUAUUUCUAAGACAAGAACACUAGGAUUAGAACACGUUAUCAGCACGAGACUCUAAACCCUAGCUAAAAUUCGGCGAUCACAAAAAUCUUAAUUUCGGUCGUAACUUCAAACAGCCAUAUCUCCCUAACCGUAAGGAUCCAGACGGCGAGUAAUAUAUCAAAUUGAAGCUCUUGACGAGACGAAUCCAGCGCCGCAGACCACGCAUCAAUCCGACUCCAGACGCGCCGUCACCUCCCAGUGCAAGCCGCGCCGUCAAAGAUCAUCCAAAACCCUAAUAGCCGCCAACUCCUUAUCUCUUUUAAUUUCGAUAUCUAUUGUACUUAGAUCUCAUACUAAUCCAACUUUGAAACUUUCAUUGUUGAUUAUUAAAGGUUUCUAAAAGAGGAACCAAGGAGAAAAGAUCGGCAAAGAUUAAGGUAAGAUCUCAAGAACCCUAAUCUUUACUUGUGGUUCAAGCAAUUCGGAUUUCAAACUUCUCUUCAUCUUAAAUCCGAUUUAAAAGGUUUUGCGAUUUGAUUUGGUUGAUUUUAGUUCUUGUUUUAUUUUAAAAUCAAAACCCUAAACCCUUAAUAGUUUUACAUGACUUUAGUUUUGUAUGGACAACAAGUGAUACCCCUUUAAGGAUGACACGCUAUAUGUCCAAACAAAACAUAAGGUUAAUGUUUUCCACAUCUUUUGGUCGAUGAUGCACACCAUAGUGUGGCUAGACCAUGAUUUUCUUUUAGGUCAAUGAUGCAUACCAAUAGGUAUGACUAGACCAUAUGAAGUAAAGGUCGAUGAUACGUACUCUUAAGUACGAUUAGACCAUAAAACAAAAUCAAUGGUCGAUGAUGUUCACCCUCAGGUGCAACUAGAUUUUUCACCUGUGAUUCACGGUGAUCAUCCACAAUGAUCCGCGUUGAUCUAUGAUCCAUGAUGAUCCUCGAUGAUCUGCGAUGAUCUACGAUGAUCAGUGAUCCAAGGUGAUCCACGGUGAUCCUCGAUGAUCCACAAUCACCGGUGAUGGAUGAUGCGCACCACAGUGCAGCUAAAUCACGAUCCGUUUUAUUUGGUCGAGAAAGUGUACCGAAUGGUACUACUAGACCAUUAAACCGCAUGGGUCGAUGUAGCAUACCAUAUGGUAUGGCUAGACCAUGCACUCGUCCAUCCCACUAUUUUCAAGGGAUUUACAAAUCAAACAAGUUGAUUAAGAGAUUGAUGAGUUAUGAGAAAAUAAAUUUCUAAAAGAAUGCAAACUGGCCGUGUGGCCCUCUUAUUUGUUUGCUGGCCGUGUGAUCCUGAUUGAAUAAUAGCCGUAAGGCAUUGAUCACGCAAAGAUGGCCGUGUGAUCAUGAGUGGCCGAAAGGCAUUGAUUACACACACAAGCCGUAUGGCUUAUUGUUUACAUACUGGCCGAGUGCCUUUUAUUUCUUGGAUAGCCAAUGGCAUCAGAAAUUGUAUGUACUAACACUUAAAUCAUUUUGAUAUGAUUUCAGAUGUUGAGAUUCCAACCCAUGGACUAUGAUACCCUAGAUAUCUCUGGAGAGAACUAUCUAAGAUGGGCAAUAAAUAUCUCGGUUAUACUAACGAUAGAAGGUCUUAGUGAAUGUAUCAUCAAAGAUGAUCAUGGAACCGAGAAUGAGAAAUAUAAGGCAUUAACAGUAAUGCGCCAUCAUCUCAAUGUGGAACUGAGAAAUCAGUACCAAGAUAUACAAAGCCUUCGAUGCCUUUGGAAAGAGUUAAAGUCCAGAUACACUAAGGUGAUAUUACCAAAGGCAAGGCAUGAGUGGAUGAGCCUCAGUUUCCGGGACUUUGGGUCCGUGGAAAAAUACAAUUAUGCUCUAUCUAAAGUAGCUCAUACACUGAUGUUUUAUGGUGAAAAGUUGACAGAGGAGAAAUUACUUGAAAAAGUUUUCUCCACAGCAGAUCCAAAAGAUCUAUUCCUACAACUAACCUAUCGAGAUAAAGGUUUCACCACAUACAACGAUCUGUUCUUAUACUUAUCUCAAAAUGAACAGAUGAAUCAGAUGAAAGAUGAUAUGAGCGGCUAUGAGGCAGAUAGUGAUGAUGAAGAAUCCAUGGGAGCCACGUCCAAAGUAACAGAUGGAGUGGCCGGCUAGACCAUUGUCUAAAGCCUUUAAACAUUCUGACUUCAUACUUAUGAUUUGGUGUUUUGUCAUUCAAAAUUUCAUAGCAUUAAUAAAAGUUUUUCUUUUAUCUUCA